Messenger RNA from Trachemys scripta elegans, 2891 nucleotides. RefSeq names its product arylacetamide deacetylase (gene AADAC). The record is from RefSeq and is a predicted model, not a curated record. The transcript is spliced from 5 exons. Bases 223 to 1434 code for a protein of 403 amino acids. NCBI's taxonomy places the organism in Eukaryota, Metazoa, Chordata, Testudines, Emydidae. Gene Ontology annotation, cellular component: membrane. Gene Ontology annotation, molecular function: carboxylic ester hydrolase activity.
UUAAAUAUUGUAGCUGAAUGCUUUCCACUUAAACACACGUUUCCCUUCUGUGUAGCAGAACGACCUCUGUUCAGGGUGAUCGCAUGAGAACUCACCUCCUGGGCGUGAUCCAAACAUAACGACAGAUUAACUUUGCCCUAUCAGCGUGUCCUGAUUUGCAACUGUUAAGAGUCAGUGAGAACGUUUAAUCUGAUCAGUCUUGAAAGAAGUGGAUAGUAGAACAUGGGAACUAAAUCCCUGUGCCUUCUUUUGGCGUCUGUUCUGGUAGCAUAUUAUGUUUACACACCCAUUCCAGAGAAUAUUGAGGAACGCUGGAAACUGAUGCUCAUAAAUGCUGGCUUUAGAACUGUAGCACAUGUGGCUGAGUUUGCUGAGUGGCUGGGUCUGAUGCACUACAUGGAAGUUCUGAUGAUGAUCACAAGUAUUGAGUACACUGCACCAAUAUCAGAUGAAAAUGUGACUGUCACUGACACAAAAUUUAACAAUGUUCCAGCCCGUUUGUACAUACCCAGGAAGCAAUCCAGUGGGCUGAAAAGGGCAGUGAUUUAUAUUCACGGUGGAGGCUGGUGUGUAGGAGGCUCAGCCAUGGAGCCCUAUGACCUCCUGUCAAGAUGGACUGCAAACAAGCUAAAUGCUGUUGUCAUAUCAGUCGAGUACAGAUUAGCACCGACGUAUCAUUUUCCAGUUCAGUUUGAAGAUGUGUACACUGUAGUGAAGUUCUUCCUACAAAACAGUGUUCUUGCGCAAUAUGGGGUGGACCCAAAUCGGAUCUGUAUUUCAGGAGAUAGUGCAGGAGGUAACUUAGCUGCAGCAGUGGCACAGCAGCUGCUAGAUGACCUUGAAGUUAAAGUUAAACUUAAGAUCCAAGCUUUACUUUACCCUGCUCUUCAGACUCUUGAUCUGGAUUUGCCCUCCUAUAAAGAUAAUGAGAACAAGCCAAUUCUGCCCAAGUCAUUGAUGGUCAGAUUCUGGAGUGAAUACUUUACUACUGAUGUCUCUCUUCAAGAAGCUAUGGCUUCCAAUAGUCAUGUCCCUGCAGAAUCAAGCCAUUUGUUUAGGUUGGUAAACUGGAGCAAUUUGCUGCCUGAAAAGUUUAAAAAGGAUCAUGUUUAUGCCAGCCCCAUUUAUGGAAGUUCCAGGCUUGGAAAAAAAUAUCCAGGAUUUCUGGAUCCAAGAGCUGCACCACUCUUGGUUGAUGAUACCAAGUUACUUGGCUUACCUGUGACAUAUGUCCUUACGUGUCAACAUGAUGUCUUGAGGGAUGAUGGAAUCAUGUAUGUCUCACGACUUAGGGAAGUAGGAAUUGAAGUAAUACAUGACCACAUUGAGGAUGCAAUUCAUGGGGCUCUAAUGUUUAUUACAAGUCCAACUGAUUUAGCUCUAGGACAUAGAGCAGCAAAUAAAUAUAUUGAGUGGUUAAAUAUAAACUUAUAAAGUGAAAAAGAAUAUUUAAUGCAUUUGGCUCUUAUUCACUGGGUCUGGGUGAAACACUGUAUUUGGAGAGAAAAGGAUCCCUGGUGAAAAUUGUGGAUGUGAAAUUGCCAUACUGAAACUGUACAUUUUUCUACAAUGUUUGGGUUCAGGUUGGCUUCUUGCCUACUCUGGCAGGUGACUUAGGCUGUCUCUAAUCUAAGUGCUCUUUCAUCACUGAGAUACAAAAUCCAAGUACAAUCGCCCUUACUGCCAUCAGUUACGAGCCUUGAAUUUCUCUACACAAGAAUACAAGUUCCCCUGCACCAGAUCCUUUUACACCUAAUUACCCCUACCCACUCUGUCCACCUCCUUUCUUUCUAUACUAUGGGUUCUGCUGCUAACCUAUCACAGCAAAUCAUACUUCCCAAAGUGUCUUUAUCUUUCAGGACUUCUCUAUUACAAUCCAUGCUCCAUGCCUCAUAAGCCUGUAUGUGUGCUGAUCCAUCUUAGUGUCCUUCCCCCCACCCUUGAAUGGAUAUCAGUGGGAUCACUUAACAAUAGAAUGUUUGUGUUAGCCCAUUUAAUAUCAUCAGUGGUGGUCAGUUCCCAUAGUCAUUAGUGAGAAACGAGUCUGGAGUACCAGGGGAGGUGGAGAUGAAGGGCAGGGCAGGGACCAAAUUCCAUGGCUGAGGUAAGGACACAAUUUUGUGUAAGCCUGAGAAGCCUUUGUAGCUGGCACUUGUGUGGGUAUGUUUCUCUUCUCGGCAGAAUGCAAGGAAGCAGUUGAAAACAUAACUGAAUUUGAAUGGCUGUGAAUAUGACAGUUGUUAUAAAUAUGUAAUUAGGUUUUGGUGCCAUUAUUAGACUUUGUCUAAUCACAUUCAUCAACUUUUUUGUUUACUGCAAAAAACAAAGUGUAAUUUAACAGCAUUGGAUACUGUAUGAUCAAAAAAAAAAAUAAAACGCUGAAGAUUACAGCCUUGCAAUAACACCAUUUUGUGGCUUGUGUUUCUCUUAUUACUCAUUAUAUGGUAAGCCUUAUGAUUUUAAGUUAGCUGUAUUUAUUCCAUUAGUAUAACACUUGCACACAGCACAUUUUAAAAUCUAGGCUUAGACAUCAUAUGGACUCAAACAAGACACAAAUCUCAGUCAGUCUAUAUUGCAUGAAUAUGUUUUAACACAAACAUAAAUGUUUUGUACAUUAAAAAUGUGUCCUAAAGGUUUUGGAAUCAUGAAAAGUCACAGCCCUGAGUGUUUGUUUGUUGUUUAUUUGUACAUGUGGCAUCUAUUUGAAUAUUUAUUGUUUUUUGAUGUGCUAGUAACAUGCUGUAUUUUCUCCCUAAGAAAAACACACAGUCUUCAAGAAGUCAACAUUUUUACAGCUAUGUAUAAAAACAGAAUGUGUGUGCAAUGAUUAUCAUAUUUUUCCUCAAUUUUCAUCAUUAUUGUUAUCAAAAUUAAACUUGCCUUUGAUUCUA